CAAUUGCAGUGCACACAGCUGUUCAUGUCAUCAUCAGUAAAUUAGAAAAUGUCAAAACUCAAAAAGUGGAAGUCAAAAAACAAGUUUCUAAUGAUGAACUUCAGAUAGAAAAUUAAUUAAAUAUGAGUUGUGGUUAGUGUGUAACAGUGUGUAAGCUUUGUCUUAAUCUGUAAUUAUGUGAUGCUGCAACAUGCCUAAAAUUAUCGAGUUGACCGUCGAACUUGAAGUACAAAAGGUCUCCUGUCCAGGAGUGUGGCUCUGCCAAGAUGGCCGCGUUUCGCUCACAGUGUUCGCCCUGGGGACAAGCUACCAGACCUGCAUGUUGCCUCCAGUCUUUCCACUCAUGUUCAAAGAUGUGUUCUACUUUAGAAAACGGUUCCAGGAAUCCUGUACGCUCAAUAAUAUUUGCUGUAUUCUAAAAGACGAAACAAUAUACUGUGAGCUAGUACAAUGGAGUAACGACUGUCGCUCUGGCGAGUGCACAAUCCUGGCGCAGUAUCUGGGCGCCAUUAAUGACGUCCUGUUCCCGCCAAAUAUGUGCUCAAAUGAUGGAGUCGACCUUCUCAUGAGGAGAUCUAAAGAGUUUCCUGGAAUCCUUUCACCGAAGAUAGAAAUAGCCACCAAAGUGCGAAUCGACGAGGUUUGGGACCAGCCAUGCAAUAUGAAGACCGUCAAAGUGACGUCAUGCCACUGCACAGAUUCAGAUGGCUCCCGCCAGAGACAAGUCUGCCAUUCGGCGCAGUAUCACAGAAACAAAUGUAACAAGGCAAGACAAGGCGACGGGAACAAAAGGCCUCCGUCCGUAGCGCGGUCUCGCUCGCGCUCCCGAUCAGGCGGCUCACGGUCUUGUUGCAGCCUUCAAGAGCCGGAGACCAAUGUCGUCUGCGAGUGUCGCACGAAUGGGGACAAGCGGGCCACGAAGUCCCCGUCUCGGUCCCGCUUGGGAGCCACGCGUUCCCACGACCUCUAUCGGGAGUCGGAGACGGACGUCGAAUGCAAGUGCCAUCCCCGCCCGACCAAGUCCCGCCUGUCCCUGUUCCGAAGCUUCCUGCCCCGACGGCGCCAAUACAACGUCUACAAUGUGGAGACGCGCUUAGGAGCCGACUGGCCUAGCAACGAUACGGGACGCGUCGAAGAAGACCGAUACACCAGAUCAAGUACGGACUCCGAGCAUGCCCGAAAGCAAAUGUUCCCAGACGAAGACAGAAUACAGAAGAUGAUUCUAGAAAGCAGAUACAUCGAGCACGCCCCGAUCUUCGAGCCGAAGCCGAAGGAACGCGAGAAACACAAGCACUUCAGGUCAAAAGUCACCCCGUGCGUCUGCGAGAUAUGCAGGAGGUAUCACGAAUUGUUCCACACAGGUAACGUCAAAAGUUGAUUGUUGUGACCAAUAGAUGGCGCUUUAUAGGUAAAGUAGCGGCAAAAUGCGAAAUUUUCACGCCCCAGAGAAUGUAAUUUUUGUAAUCAAAUCUUCCAGGGUCUUUAUUUUAAAUUUGAUAACCCACCUCUUUUAAAUUAACAUGUAAGAAUUUUCAAGAUGUGAAAUAUACAAGGGAACAAUAACUAUGACUUAAAAAUAUACAUACAUGACAUGUGUUUU
Ostrinia furnacalis (Asian corn borer) is the source of this 1600-nucleotide messenger RNA. Its product is annotated as spermatogenesis-associated protein 6. Gene Ontology annotation, cellular component: sperm head-tail coupling apparatus. The transcript has 8 exons. Gene Ontology annotation, biological process: spermatogenesis. Gene Ontology annotation, molecular function: myosin light chain binding. Lineage: Eukaryota; Metazoa; Arthropoda; Insecta; Lepidoptera; Crambidae. Bases 191 to 1378 code for a protein of 395 amino acids. The record is from RefSeq and is a predicted model, not a curated record.